GGAACUGCGCUGUGAUGAAAAGGCCCGGGGAACUGAUCAAAUGCUGGCCCACACUCUUUGGCCCUUCAACAACAGUCAGGAAAUGAAAUUAGGAUCUAUUUUAGCAGACAGGAGGGUCCGAAAAUGUUCGAUCGAAAUAGUUGAGGCUGGGAACGAGACCAUUCAACGUGCGGCGAAAGUAAGGCAUGGACGGAAUCAACGAAUGAUCAGGGGAAACGCGCUGCUCGUCAUUUCCCCCCUCUUGGUUAUAGUCGCAAUCAUCUUUGUCGUCACCCCAUUUAUCCUUAUUCUCGCCGUAGUCAACAUACACUCCACGAACCACACCCAUGCUCUCCCUAGUAAACCACGCACCUUGUUACAUGGCACCACAGGAUUCGCCAUCUGUCUGCCAAUUCUUGUUGUCGACCAGAGCUUGCGUCUACGCCUCGGUAACAAAGGCCUGUCCUCAUUCGUCUAGUUAUUUUUUCAACGAUUCUGGA
This is a messenger RNA of Cantharellus anzutake, 479 nucleotides long. RefSeq lists its product as uncharacterized. The record is from RefSeq and is a predicted model, not a curated record. The coding region runs from base 41 to 457 and encodes 138 amino acids. The transcript has a single exon. Lineage: Eukaryota; Fungi; Basidiomycota; Agaricomycetes; Cantharellales; Hydnaceae.